CAAAUAAAAUUAUAUAUAUAUUUCAUAAUAAUAAUGAGACUUAAAUCACCGGAACCGCCACAUAUGUUCCGUCGCUACAUUACGGAACUCAAACCGUCCGGCGAGCUCCGCCGUGCGCGCACCGCGGCGUUGUUUCUGAUAUUGUUCGGUUUUUGCUAUAUGAUUUUGAGUAGCGCGUUUGAUUCCUGCCGGAUCCGGUUGCCGGAAUAUGUUAUCUCGUCGACGGAUGUAUUUUCUUCUGCCAUUUACUUUGAUUCUUCGGACAGCGCUGAUACUAGUCUGGAGGCAGUCUUAAAGGAGGCUUCUAUGGAUGAUAAGACAGUUAUCUUAACAACCUUGAAUGAGGCCUGGGCGGAUCCAAAUAAUUCAAUUUUGGAUCUCUUUCUGGCAAGCUUUAGGCUUGGUUACCAAACCAGUAAACUUUUGAAGCAUCUGGUCAUUAUUACUCUAGAUCAGAAAGCAUAUGCGAGUUGUAAGCGUGUACAUACCCAUUGCUUUGCACUCACUACGGAGGGAGUUGAUUUCUCUCGGGAGGCCUAUUUUAUGACCCCUGAUUACUUGAAGAUGAUGUGGCGACGCAUCGAUUUCUUACGUGCUGUGCUUGAAAUGGGAUACAACUUUCUUUUUACGGAUGCUGAUGUCAUGUGGUUCAGGGAUCCGUUCCCACAUUUCGACCCAGAUGCUGAUUUUCAGAUUGCAUGUGACCAUUACUCUGGAAACUCAACCGAUGUCAGGAUCAAUAUACCCAAUGGAGGGUUUAAUUUUGUUAGGUCAAAUGCCCGGUCAAUUGAGUUUUACAAGUACUGGUACUCUUCAAGAGCAAUCUAUCCAGACAUGCAUGAUCAGGAUGUCCUCAAUAACAUCAAAUUUGACCCUUUACUUACAGAUAUUAACUUGAAGUUAAGGUUUCUAGAUACUACGUAUUUUGGUGGAUUUUGUGAACCAAGUAAAGACUUAAACAAAGUCUGCACAAUGCAUGCAAAUUGCUGUGUCGGUUUGGAAAACAAAGUUCAUGAUCUGAAGAUCAUGCUUCAAGAUUGGAAGAACUUUAUGGCCCUUCCAUCUCACAUGAAGAAUUCAUUAAGACAUAGCUGGAGUGCUCCCAAGAACUGCAGCCUUGCUUUGCGUCGUCACUUUGGUUUGUCUGCAGAAGGAAGGAGAAUCGAAGGAACUAGCUAACAUAUUGUAUAUCUAGGUAGUUUUUCGAUGUAAAGAUAUAUCUUCAACAAACAGGUAAUUAUUUUGUAGAGAACGACAUUAUUUAACAACAUGCUAGUUCCAUAGCAUGGUAGUGCAGUGGUACCAUGAGAUAUAUAGAUGUAGGGGUGGGUUCAUUUGAAACCACUAGGAAACUGUGAGAUUAAGAAACACCUUUAAACUGGAAAAUGGAUGAUCUAGAGCGAUUAGGAAGUUUUGGAAGAUCACAUGUGAAUGAAAUUUUAUCUAUUUCAAUUGUAUGUUUAUUAAAAUAAUAUUACAUGUGAUUUGCGUA
Molecule: messenger RNA, 1492 nt
Organism: Erigeron canadensis
Lineage: Eukaryota; Viridiplantae; Streptophyta; Magnoliopsida; Asterales; Asteraceae
Exons: 4
Coding region: 34-1179 (381 amino acids)
Source: RefSeq, a predicted model, not a curated record